AUGUGGAAUGGCGUCCAGGAGAAGUCGUGGUCAUUCUUGUCGCCGCCUGGUCUAUUGCGUGAUAAAGGAGUGCGAACGGGAGAGUACAAGGUCUUUGUGGACAGUCCCGAGGACCCUGCGGUUGAGGCAGCGAACGGCGGUAUCUACAACGAGGACAUGGCCGUUGCUAUCGUCGAUGAGGUUGAGAACAACAAAUUAGCGUAUAAGCACUGGAGUUGCACCGGUUCCAUCGGGCUGGGCAAGUGGUAG
This is a messenger RNA of Colletotrichum chrysophilum, 249 nucleotides long. RefSeq lists its product as uncharacterized. The record is from RefSeq and is a predicted model, not a curated record. Bases 1 to 249 code for a protein of 82 amino acids. The transcript has 2 exons. Lineage: Eukaryota; Fungi; Ascomycota; Sordariomycetes; Glomerellales; Glomerellaceae.